This is a messenger RNA of Fulmarus glacialis (Northern fulmar), 3681 nucleotides long. It is a transcript of the gene RC3H2, whose product is annotated as ring finger and CCCH-type domains 2. Lineage: Eukaryota; Metazoa; Chordata; Aves; Procellariiformes; Procellariidae. The record is from RefSeq and is a predicted model, not a curated record. Gene Ontology annotation, molecular function: metal ion binding. Bases 32 to 3607 code for a protein of 1191 amino acids. The transcript is spliced from 20 exons.
UAGCCUGCUAAACAAGUGUCCAGCUUCCACAAUGCCUGUGCAGGCAGCUCAGUGGACAGAAUUUCUGUCCUGCCCAAUCUGCUACAACGAGUUUGAUGAGAAUGUGCACAAACCCAUCAGCUUAGGUUGCUCUCACACUGUCUGUAAGACCUGCCUGAACAAGCUUCAUCGCAAGGCAUGUCCUUUCGACCAGACUGCCAUCAAUACAGACAUCGAUGUGCUUCCUGUAAACUUUGCACUCCUCCAGUUAGUUGGAGCCCAGGUACCUGAUCAUCAGACAGUAAAGUUGAGUAAUGUAGGAGAGAACAAACAUUAUGAAGUAGCAAAGAAAUGUGUUGAGGAUUUGGCACUCUACUUAAAGCCAUUAAGUGGAGGAAAAGGUGUUGCAAGCUUGAAUCAGAGUGCACUGAGCCGUCCAAUGCAAAGGAAGCUGGUGACGCUGGUGAAUUGUCAGCUGGUGGAGGAAGAGGGUCGGGUUAGAGCUAUGAGGGCAGCUCGAUCACUGGGAGAGAGAACCGUUACAGAACUGAUCUUGCAGCACCAAAAUCCUCAGCAGCUUUCUGCCAAUCUUUGGGCUGCUGUCAGGGCACGAGGAUGCCAGUUUCUAGGACCAGCUAUGCAAGAAGAGGCACUGAAACUUGUCUUACUGGCACUAGAAGAUGGCUCUGCACUCUCGAGAAAAGUUCUGGUACUUUUUGUUGUACAAAGGCUAGAACCAAGAUUUCCUCAGGCCUCUAAAACAAGCAUUGGUCAUGUUGUGCAGCUACUGUAUAGAGCAUCAUGCUUUAAGGUCACUAAAAGGGAUGAAGAUUCUUCUCUGAUGCAACUUAAAGAAGAGUUUCGGAGUUAUGAAGCUUUGCGGAGAGAACAUGAUGCCCAAAUUGUUCACAUUGCCAUGGAAGCAGGACUUCGAAUAUCACCAGAACAAUGGUCUUCCCUUCUUUAUGGUGACUUGGCACAUAAAUCACACAUGCAAUCCAUUAUUGACAAGCUCCAAUCUCCAGAAUCUUUUGCAAAGAGUGUACAAGAAUUGACAAUUGUCUUGCAGCGCACGGGGGAUCCUGCAAACUUAAACAGGCUGAGGCCUCAUUUAGAGCUGCUGGCAAACAUAGAUCCAAAUCCAGAUGCAGCAUCUCCAACAUGGGAGCAGCUGGAAAAUGCUAUGGUCGCUGUAAAGACUGUGGUACAUGGGCUGGUGGAUUUCAUUCAGAAUUACAGUAGAAAAGGCCAUGAAACUCCACAGCCACAACCAAAUAGCAAAUAUAAAACAAGUAUGUGCCGAGACCUUCGACAGCAAGGGGGAUGUCCAAGAGGAACAAACUGUACAUUUGCUCAUUCUCAGGAAGAGCUUGAAAAAUACCGCUUGAGGAACAAAAAAAUCAGUGCAACAGUGAGAACAUUCCCCCUUCUAAAUAAAGUUGGCGUAAAUAGCACCGUCUCAACCACAACAGGAAACGUAAUUUCUGUCAUAGGAAGCCCUGAAGCAACAGGGAAGAUGGUGCCAUGUACUAAUGGAAUAGCUAAUCUAGAAAGUGGUGUUCCCCAAUUGAUCCCUCGCUGUGCGGACACCUCCUUGAGAGCUUUGGAGAACACCAAGAAGGGAGGGAAGACUGGAGCCAAUGGCCAGAAUGUUUCUGGAUCUCCUACAGAAUCACUACCUGAAAAUAAAAUUGGUUCUCCACCCAAGACUCCUGUAAGCCAGGCAGCAGCUACCUCAGCUGGUCCUCCUAAUAUUGGAACAGAAGUUAAUUCUGUGCCUCCAAAAUCCAGCCCGUUUGUUCCCAGAGUACCUGUCUAUCCUCCACAUUCUGAUAAUGUUCAAUAUUUCCAAGAUCCCAGGACUCAGCUAUCAUAUGAAGUUCCACAGUAUCCGCAGACAGGAUAUUAUCCACCACCUCCAACAGUACCAGCUGGUGUGGCUCCCUGUGUUCCUCGCUUUGUGAGGUCCAAUAACGUUCCAGAAUCCUCCCUCCCACCUGCUUCCGUGCCAUAUGCCGAUCAUUACAGUACAUUUCCCCCUCGAGAUCGACUGAAUUCUCCUUACCAACCUCCUCCUCCGCAGCCGUAUGGACCAGUUCCUCCUGUCCCUUCUGGAAUGUAUGCUCCAGUUUAUGACAGCAGGCGCAUCUGGCGCCCACAGAUGUACCCACGAGAUGAUAUUAUUAGGAGCAAUUCUUUACCUCCCAUGGAUGUGAUGCACUCAUCUGUCUAUCAGACAUCAUUACGUGAGAGAUACAACUCUUUGGAUGGGUAUUACUCUGUGGCUUGUCAACCUCCAAACGAACAGAGGACUGUGCCUUUACCAAGGGAGCCUUGUGGUCAUUUGAAGACUGGUUAUGAUGAGCAAUUAAGACGAAAGCCAGAGCAAUGGGCGCAGUAUCACACGCAGAAGACUCCUCUGGUAUCGUCAACCCUUUCUAUGGCAACACCAUCUCCAACUCCACCUUCUCCUCUCUUCAGUGUAGAUUUCAGCACAGAGUUCUCAGAGAGUGUCAGUGAUUUGAGUGGAACUAAAUUUGAGGAAGACCAUCUCUCUCACUAUUCACCGUGGUCUUGUGGCACUAUUGGCUCUUGUAUAAAUGCUAUCGACUCAGAGCCCAAGGAUGUGAUUGCCAAUUCAAAUGCCGUCUUAAUGGAUUUGGACAGCGGGGAUGUUAAAAGGAGAGUGCAUUUAUUUGAAACUCAGAGAAGGGCAAAGGAAGAAGAUCCUAUAAUCCCAUUUAGCGAUGGACCGAUCAUCUCCAAGUGGGGUGCAAUCUCCAGGUCAUCCCGCACCGGUUACCACACGACAGAUCCUAUUCAGGCCACUGCUUCCCAAGGAAGUGCUACUAAGCCCAUCAGUGUAUCAGAUUAUGUCCCUUAUGUCAAUGCUGUUGACUCAAGAUGGAGUGCCUAUGGCUCAGAUUCUCCUUCAUCGGCACGUUAUGCGGAACGGGACAGGUUCAUAGUUACAGAUUUGUCUGGUCACAGAAAGCAUUCCAGCACUGGAGAUCUAUUGAGUAUUGAAUUACAGCAGGCCAAAAGUAACUCAUUAUUACUUCAGAGAGAGGCGAAUGCACUAGCCAUGCAACAGAAGUGGAAUUCUCUAGAUGAAGGCAGUCGUCUUACCUUAAAUCUUUUAAGCAAGGAAAUUGAUUUGAGGAAUGGUGAGACUGAUUAUACUGAAGACUGUGCAGACACAAAGCCAGAUCGAGACAUUGAAUUGGAGCUGUCAGCCCUUGAUACAGAUGAACCUGAUGGGCAAGGUGAACAAAUUGAAGAGAUUCUGGAUAUACAGCUAGGUAUUAGUUCUCAAGAUGAUCAGCUGCUCAAUGGAACAACCGUAGAGAAUGGGCAUCCGCUAAAGCAGCACCAGAAAGAAUCUAUGGAACAGAAGAGACAAAGUUUAGGUGAAGACCUUGUGAUUCUGGAGGAGCAGAAAACAAUCCUGCCCGUAACUUCUUGCUUCAGUCAGCCGAUCACAACAUCUGUUAGCAAUGCAAGCUGCCUGCCCAUCAGCACAUCAGUCAGUGUUGGCAGCCUCAUUUUGAAAACUGCUCACAUUAUGUCUGAGGAUAAAAAUGACUUUUUAAAGCCUGUUGCAAAUGGCAGGAUGGUUAAUAGCUGAAAGGCAUUCAUCUUUCCAGCUUGUGACCACACCAUGGAAGCAUUUACACUAGCUUUUUAUAUAUAUAAUAUAUA